Molecule: messenger RNA, 2727 nt
Organism: Pogona vitticeps (central bearded dragon)
Lineage: Eukaryota; Metazoa; Chordata; Lepidosauria; Squamata; Agamidae
Gene: TMEM174
Product: transmembrane protein 174
Source: RefSeq, a predicted model, not a curated record
AGGUCUUGUUUGGUUAAUGUGAAUUUUCAGCUCGGCAUGCUUGUCCAAGCACAUCCUUGCUCAAGACAUUCCAGGACCAGCCUGCUCUGUAAUGGAUCAGAGCUGCAACACUGUUGAAGAUUUCUCCGUCGGCGUGUUUUCAGUCACUCCGUGUCAUUCCAACAACUCCACGUCUGUGCCUGAAGCCAAGAAAUCUGGUGCCACCUUACUUUUCUCUGGCUUAUUUCUGGGAGGCAUAGGAGUGACAUUCAUGGUAAUGGGGUGGGUGAAAAAUGUAGGCAUCAUUCGCUUUGUAUGGACCUUGUUGGUUGGACCUGUUCUGCUUUUGGUUGGUGUGACAUUUUUGCUGAUUGCCGUGUGCAAAUUUAAAAUGCUUGCAUGCAACUCUUGGAACCAGAGAGAAGAAGAAAGAGAAUCCAAUCCUAACCAGACUCCUAGUGGACGGUCCUUUGUUUUUACUGGAAUUAGGCAACCUAUAACUUUCCAUGGUGCUACAGUGGUACAGUACAUUCCUUCUUAUCCAACACAGGAAGGUGUCAGCCUGAAUUCUGCCAAUUUCUCCCAAGCUCACAGUCAUUCCGCACCAGUAAUUCCUGUUGCUGGCCCUCCGCACUACUACACUGUUUCUUCUGUAGACGAGAACAACUCUGCCUUCCUUAUGAUGGGAACCAGAAAUGAAAGGUCAACUGACAGUCCGGAAGAACCUGAACGGAUGCUGGAUGAAGGGCUUUGUGGUGACUUCCCACCUCCAUCUUACGACAAACUAUUCCCAAACUCAUCAUAAAGAGUAUAACAGCAUCCCUGACACCUCCAUUAAGACUUCACUUGCUCCUAGAAGACACCCAUGCUAACAAGCCUGAACCAGAAACACAAUAGUGUGAAUUACGUCAAUGUACCUCUUGUGGCUCUGACUUAACUAUUGUUUCCUGCUGAAAAUGAGUGCUGACCUGAUUCUGAGCGCAAGGAAACAUGUCCCUUCCAAAUAAGCACUCCUUUGACUGUUGUGUUUGGCUCCAUUUUUAAAAGAUGACAUGACCUUCCCUCUUUCCUGCUCACAUUCUUUGUUCUGAUCACUCUUUUGAAGGAAUUAAAACACCACAUUAGUUGUUAUUUUUGGGUAUUUGAUUUCAUACAGGUACAUAUACAGGGCCGAAUUUUGGGGUGGUGAUGGCAGAUUAGAGAUGAAUUGUGACACCAGCAAGUGCAGGAGAGGAAGGGCUUUGUGGAGAAAAAGUAUGAGCUUUAGGCAGAUCUGAGGGUAUGGUCACAUCGUCAAUAAGAACUACUGUUGAAUCAGAUUUAGCAUAAUUAAUAUUGAUUUAAAAUAAGGUGACUUACACAACAUACAAGGAAACAUGGGGUGGGGGUUGUCUGGAAAAAAAUGUUUUUUGGUUGGAAAGCAAAGUAAAAUACAGGAAGAGUUUCUAGAGGAUGUUUAGCCCAAAGAGAAGGGUGGUUCCUCCUCCUCCUCCUCCUUUGCUAGCUUGCACACUAGAUGGAGAAUUUGGGUUUCCUGCAUCCAUGGGAGAGAAAUCACUCUUGCAAUGCCCUUGUGGUACAGUAAUUCUAAAUCUGUAUCUCCUUCUCUGUGCAUGCAUGUGUGUUUGCCUGAUUCUUAGGCACUGAUCUCUCUCUCUCUCUCUCUCUCUCUCUCUGUGUGUGUGUGUGUGUGUGUGUGUGUGUGUGUGUCCCUCCUAAGGAGGGAACAUUUCUGGCCAGUUUCAGCCUCUCUCUCUCUCUUCCCUUCACCCAGGCUCUCUGUGUGUGCAAGGCAGUUUAAGACAGUUUUCCCAAGAAGACUCAUACACCGACCCAAAAAUCAUGUGGUUAUGACAUUAAACCAAAUUCAGUCCCCCCCCCCAAUCUCUCUAUCGAUUUAUUUCCAUAGUGUAACCCUGCCCUGAGUUAAGUACCAGGUCCUGCCUUCCACAAUUCCUCUGAGGUCACAUCCAUGCACAGUACAGAAGUCACUUCAGGCAGCAAAUGCUGGGAAGCAGUACCAAGGGAUUGGAGGAGAUCUCAGCCCUAUGUACAUCCAACUGUGGUCUUUAGUCUAGCCUCCUAUCCUUGUGGGGAGGAGGCAGUGGCAAAGGCUGUCCUUUCCAGCAGUGAAAAUUGCCUGCAAAUGCAUACAAGGCCAUAUUUUGCUUUUUCAGAUUACAAUUCUCAGAAUUCUACAGCUAGCGUCAUCAUUUUCUGUACUGCCUAUAGCGUUCUGGGAAUUUCAGUUGAACCCCACCUUUUGCACCCAUCAUUUCCCAUAUCUAGUCCUAUUGCCUGUAUUAAAAGACGAUUCAAUUGCCAGAACAAUUUACUUUUUUAGGCUAUCUUGUUCUUCCUCACCACAAGCAGCAAAAUAUCAGGGUUGGCCUUAAGCAGCGUGCAGAUGCAGUGAUGUUAAUAACAGAGAUGGCCUUCUUUUGAUCUUUCAUUCUUUCACCAAUAGCAGAAAUGGCCGUUGCAUGUUUAGUCCCACACAGAGGGGCAGGUUCAUACAGAGUGCCCUUCUGUCUUCUCUUGGCAUUACAAAGGAAGAGAUGAAAUAGGCAAGUAUUAUCGACAACCUUCUGUACAAAUUUACAGAUCUGAUUGUGAAGAUCUGGAAAUGACAGCCUGUUGUUUUUUCUCUCAUGUCUGGCAGUAUGUUUUUGAUUCUCUGCUGUCACUGUUGCAUCUGCUAAUUUCUGAGCUGGAUUAGAAAGUUAAAUGCAACUCUUGUUUUAUUGU